Molecule: messenger RNA, 3757 nt
Organism: Aplysia californica (California sea hare)
Lineage: Eukaryota; Metazoa; Mollusca; Gastropoda; Aplysiida; Aplysiidae
Product: rhodopsin
Exons: 3
Coding region: 1510-3306 (598 amino acids)
Biological process (GO): G protein-coupled receptor signaling pathway
Cellular component (GO): membrane
Molecular function (GO): G protein-coupled receptor activity
Source: RefSeq, a predicted model, not a curated record
CACACACACACACACACACACGAACACACGCACGCACACACACACACGCGCACACACACGUAGGCUUACAAUCUCAUGAAUAAUAUAAAAGAGCAGCAAUGUAAACAAUAUUAAUCGUAAGUUAGAUACACCCCAAUGUUAUUUUGAUGCGUGCUCUAUGGUCGUAAGUAUACUUGUACAAGAUGGUUAAGAUGGAAGCAUUUUGAUAGAUUAUGGUAAAAAUAACCAUCUAUAGCUUUCUUUGUUACAGAUCAGACGCUUAGGUCUUUUACUUCUGACUGAUGUUUUUAUUUGAGGGAACAAGGGAUGUUUGUUGUCUAAAAAGAUGAAUUAAUUUACAUAUAAUAUACAACCCAGCUUUAUCCUAACAUCUAUUUUGUCGCGUUUUUCUUUUAUACUGAAGUAGGGUAAGAUGGAAAAACAGGAUUAAAAAUUUCAAAAGAAAAAAUCAUAAAUCUAUUGUUGAUAGAGAUAUUAUGAAAAAAAAUUACUGACCGAAUUUCUUAAGUCUGAAAGACAUGAUGAGAUAAAUCCUCGUCCAAGAUCAGCUGUUCAAUUGUUCGUGGAAGAGAAUACAGUGUGGGUUCAUCGUCCUCGUAAGAAGGUCAAGAACAAAACCGAGUAAUGGAACCGGCGUGUCCGGACCUGAUGCAAGAGCUUCCGGUAGUGAUUGAUGUUUCUGUAAGAGUACUCUCCCCUGCGGAAACAUCCUCAGAAGCAAAUUUCACAUUUAUCGUGCGGGUGUGUGUGUGUAUGUGUUUGUAGUUUGUUUGUUUGUUUGGUUUUUUUCUUUCGAGUAUGACGUAAUCCACCUAACAUUAAUUGGCACACGUUUUGUUCGAUAACAGUUCUGACAGAAAUGAACUAUUUUGUAUAUUCCUAUUUUUUGAAAUGAUCUCUCUAAGUUUAGAAGCUAGUUGAAACCAUAUGAAAUCGAAAACAACCCAGAAAGAGAAAUCGGAGCAGGUUUCGAGCAAAGUAUAUCAAAAUGAAAUAAAAGAUAGAGAUCACAAGAAAAACGGGUUGCUUUGACCAAGUGUGUCAGGGCUAACUCGCGCUGAAAGGGAAACAUUAUUCCAAUAUGUGUCUGUUUCUGCAUUUAUUUUCAUUUCAAGAUCAGGCUAUGACCUUCUGUGAUGUUUUUUUCUUUUCCCAGAUCAAGUACCAACGCAAGUAAAUCAGGCUCCAGCCUCCUGAAAGUUUGGAGUUGAGAAAGCUGUUUCAGCUCACUGCAUUUGCAUCAUUUUAAAACUCUGUAGCUCUUAACCGUACAACAUGACAAAUAACGGUGUUGUCACCUAAGCAAAUAAGUGCUCAAGAGGAUACUUAAGAAGGGACAUUCGAUUGAGAACUGAAAGUGGAAUGGACUUAAGAAGAAAAAACAAAAUUGUAAAAAAGCAACUUAAAAGAAAGAAACACGGUUAGUAGUUUUCCAAAAUCUCUCCUUCCAAUGGCUCUCCCAAAGGUCCCCGAGUUUAAGUGCGAGAUAUUUUCAGCAUCAGACAUCUAAUGAACUGGGCCAAAAUGGCUGGCCCAAGCACUAACGGCGUUGUGACGAUGAACGUUAGUUCCAGCCUGACGUCACAGCCGUACCAUGAACUACUGCAUCCUCAUUGGCUGGAGCAUGAGGAGGCUCCGGAGGGCGUUCACCUUUCCGUGGGGGUGUUCAUUACUCUGGUUGGCGUCCUGGCCGUGUGUGGGAACAGCCUUGUGAUCAUUACCUGCAUCCGGUUCAAGGACCUUCGAACACGAUCCAAUAUUCUGAUCAUCAAUCUGGCCGUUGGUGAUCUUCUUAUGUGUCUGAUCGAUUUCCCCCUUCUUGCAGCCGCCAGCUUUUACGGCGAGUGGCCUUAUGGUCGACAAGUGUGCCAAAUGUACGCCUUUCUGACAGCCAUAGCCGGCCUAGUAACCAUAAACACGUUGGCUGUAAUCGCAGCUGAUCGCUACUGGGCAGUAGUCAGACGUCCUACUCCAGGCCAAAAACUACCAAAGUGUGUCACAAGUAUCGCUGUCGCCUCGGUGUGGGCGUACUCGAUCUCCUGGGCUCUAUGUCCGAUUCUUGGUUGGGGCGCCUACGUUCUAGAUGGUAUCAGAACAACGUGUACAUUUGAUUUCUUGACCCGUACCUGGGAAAAUCGAAGCUUUGUAAUAGGGAUGAUGAUUGGGAAUUUCGUUCUUCCCUUUGCUCUAAUGGUGUUUUCUUACUUCAGGAUUUGGGUCGCCGUCCGUAAAGUGAAAUCUGGUUUGGAACGGGAGUCCUCUCACAUUGCAAUGGGAACAAGGCGUUUUUCCAGUGACAGUUGCAGGUCACAUCGCCUUUAUAAACGUGGGGGUGGGAGAUUCAGCUUUAAGACAAAUUCCUCAACCGGUAGUGAGUUCUACAAGAACGAAGAGGUGCCAAAAGGUGACGACAUUGCUGAAGAGACGCGUGAUGUCAAUUGCAACGAACAACAGCUAUUGGAUAAUGCUUUAGCAAAGAUUUUCAAGCCUGUGAGAGAAGGGUCAAACGUUGAAGAUUCUUCUAAGUGCAAUGUCAACGACAAACAUUUCGAUCACAAACAGUAUUUUAAAUCGUUUAAGUCCGCCAAUGAACAAAAUCGAAUUUCACGCCUAAGUGAGAAAAUGCGACAAUCAGAAGACACAUUCGACACGUCUACGACGCUUCCAUUACGCUGUCUGUCUUCGAAUCACAAAAAAUUGGAAAGAGGAAUCACGGUGCCUCAAGACAAAAGUAGACUAUACAGCGAAUUACAUCAGAGCGGCCUUUCCAAAACAACAUUCCAUUCGAAUGGCGAAACAAAAAGAGUCGUGAGAUAUCCUCAAAGAAAGUACACUUCCGUACCAACGCUUUCAGAAACCCAGAGGUCCUCGUCCACUCUCAGCAUUUCCCGCUGGCACAGGAAUGUUUUCUGCGCGAUUCGCCACAAUUACAAUCUCGCCUUGGGCAGCACGUUAUUCGUCAAGCAACAUCGCUACCGCUUGCACUGCGAGCAGAAGACUGUUAAGAUCAUUAUGUUUCUCCUGAUUGCUUUCACAGUGUCGUGGUCACCUUAUCUUGCCGUGAGUAUAAUUGGACUGUUCGGGGACCGGAGCCAGCUCACGUACCAAAACACACUGACCGCAAGCCUCAUUGCCAAGACGUCUAUGGUGUUUAAUCCUAUACUGUACUCCAUCAGCCAUCCUAAAGUGAGGAAGAGAAUCGCUAACCUCGCUUGCUGCUAUUCCGUUAGGAGGCAUCAGCAGCAGACCUCAAGAAUCAAAACAGGAAGAAGAUCCACCUCCUCAGCGACACCUAGUAGAUCAUGAAUAUCCCAGCUGAUUUGUCUUCUUUUCCCUUCAAACCCCUCCCCCCUCUCCGUCCUCCACUUUAAUUCACUUUUCUCGCUCUCUCAGUCAUUCUUUCCCCUUCAGACCCCACCCUAUCUCUUUCUCCCCUCUCCCUGUCUUUUUCUCUCACUAUCGAUUUCUCUCUUUCAUUUUUACGCAAUCUAUCAUUAUAUCUAAGUAUAUAUCUAUCUAUCUAUCUAUCUAUCUAUCUAUCUAUCUAUCUAUCUAUCUAUCUAUCUGUCUAUCUAUCUAUCUAUCUAUCUAUCUAUAUAUCUCCCUCAUAUGUAAUACGAUUCGUGAUUUUUUGUUAAGGUCUCAGGGUAGUGACAGGAUCUUCCUUGCCCUGUCACUUCAAAUCAUUUCAGAAACAACACAUUUUUAAAGUUUUAAAAAAAGAAAGAAAAAAAACAAAAACAAAAACAAAACAAAA